Molecule: messenger RNA, 898 nt
Organism: Brassica oleracea var. oleracea
Lineage: Eukaryota; Viridiplantae; Streptophyta; Magnoliopsida; Brassicales; Brassicaceae
Product: late embryogenesis abundant protein At1g64065
Exons: 1
Coding region: 91-753 (220 amino acids)
Source: RefSeq, a predicted model, not a curated record
CUAAGCUAGUUUAUAUAAUUCACAUAACUAGAAGUAAUUAAUCUGACUCCCCCACCUCCCACCCCACCACACACACACACACAAACCACCAUGACCGAACCAGAACAUGUUCGUCCGUUAGCUCCGGCGACCGUACUUCCGUUGAGCGAUUAUCCAGCCACCAACAAACAAGCUCUCCAUCGUCGCAGAAACCGAAUAAAGUGUUUAAUCUGCGUCACAGUAACAUCUAUAAUUCUCAUCACGAUCGUGUUGUCUUUAGUCUUCACGGUGUUCCGAGUCAAAGACCCCAUCAUAAAAAUGAACGGCGUAACAGUCAACGGUCUUGACUCGACCACCGGGACUCAGAUCCAACUGUUGGGAACAAACAUCUCGAUGAUCGUCGACGUGUCGGUCAAGAACCCGAACUCUGCGUCGUUUAGGUAUUCGAACACAACGACCGAUAUAUAUUACAAAGGAACGGUGGUGGGUGAAGCACGUGGGCCACCGGGAAAGGCGAGAGCGCAUCGGACGGUGAGGAUGAACAUGACGGUUGAUAUUAUGAUAGGUCGGUUUCUGAUGGAUCCGGGUUUGGCUCGAGAAGUAAGUGGGUCGGGUCUUUUGAACGUGUGGAGUUACACUAGGGUUAGUGGUAAGGUGAAGAUACUGGGGAUUGUGAAGAAACACGUAACGGUUAAAAUGAACUGCACGAUGGCUGUGAACAUCACUCGACAGGCUAUUCAAGAUACUGAGUGCAAGAAAGAUAUCGAUCUUUGAGUUUUUCGGUUUCGAAAGGUAUAAGUUAUGAACUUAUGAUAUGUAUUCACGUUUUUAAUCGUUUUAUUUCUUUGAUUGGAUCACCAUGAUGAUACAUUUGUAUAAAGUAUAUAUGUUUUGAACUAUUAUAGUUCUAAUUUUCUCA